Messenger RNA from Xiphias gladius (swordfish), 1342 nucleotides. RefSeq names its product stomatin (EPB72)-like 3a (gene stoml3a). Lineage: Eukaryota; Metazoa; Chordata; Actinopteri; Istiophoriformes; Xiphiidae. The transcript has 7 exons. Gene Ontology annotation, cellular component: plasma membrane. Bases 488 to 1315 code for a protein of 275 amino acids. The record is from RefSeq and is a predicted model, not a curated record.
UGGCCACUGUAAUUUAAAAUAAAGCUUUAAUCUUAACAUUCAUAAGUCAUUAACAUAAGUCUUAGCUCGAUACUUUAUGUGCUGCGUGAUCGAUGAUGCCCCGGCUUUACCUCACCGUACGCUUUUUUAGUGAGCACGCGCAGAAGUUUUGCCAGUCAAACCAGAACAAACACAAAGAGAGGACCAGUUCAACUUGUCCUCUAAGCAGUUUGGGCAAUUCAUCUCUUUCUGCUCAGCUACGCCGACUAUUACAUUUAACACCUGAUGGAAUAUUCUUCCUUUUUUUUUUUUUCCUUAAGUAAACUACAUUUUUAAGAUAUUAGUUUUUGUAGAUUCUUUCAACCUCCACGUCAGUCCACGUCUCAAAAUAUUGUAAUCUGUGAAACCAGUGUAUGAAUUUAAUUUAAUGAUGAUUUAUUGAUUCAGUUAAGUCUGAAGGGGAUUCCGGUGUCAAAAUAUCAGGACAAAGCAAAGAAUAACAGUAUAAAUGGAAUUGGAGUCCUUGUUUUCCACUCCCUCUACAGAUAAAAACUCCGGGAGACUGGGCUGUUUCGGUUGGCUGCUGGUCAUCGUAUCCCUCCUCUUUAUAACAGUAACCUUCCCGCUCACAAUAUUUAUGAGUGUUAAGAUAGUGAAGGAGUAUGAGCGAGCCGUCAUUUUUAGACUCGGCCGGAUCACCGACAGGAAGCCUAAAGGGCCAGGACUUUUCUUCGUUCUGCCCUGCACCGAUAACUUUGUGAAAGUGGAUCUGAGAACCGUGUCCUUUGACAUCCCACCACAAGAGAUCCUAACCAAAGACUCAGUAACAGUGUCUGUGGACGGCGUGGUGUACUUCCGCAUACAUUGCCCGAUCUCAUCGGUGGCCAAUGUGUCCAACGCACACUCAUCUACACGGCUGUUGGCUCAAACCACCCUGAGGAAUGUACUCGGUACCAAAAACCUUGCAGAGCUGUUGUCUGACAGAGAGGGCAUAUCGCUCAGUAUGCAGGAAGCUCUGGAUGAAGCCACUGAUCCCUGGGGCAUUAAGGUGGAACGUGUGGAGAUCAAGGACGUGAAGUUGCCUCAGCAGCUGCAGAGAGCCAUGGCAGCAGAGGCAGAGGCCAGCCGGGAGGCCAGAGCGAAGAUCAUCGCUGCCGAGGGAGAGAUGAAGGCCUCCAGGGCCCUGAAAGAAGCCUCUCUGGUGAUCGCUGAGGCACCCUCUGCUCUCCAGCUGCGGUACCUGCAGACCCUCAACAGCAUCGCAGCAGAGAAGAACUCAACCAUCAUCUUCCCUCUGCCCAUAGAUAUGUUGCAGAGUUUCAUGCAGAGGAAGUGAUGAAUCUCAUAGUCCUAUUAGAGCUAA